Gadus chalcogrammus (walleye pollock) is the source of this 2281-nucleotide messenger RNA. RefSeq names its product phosphatidylserine decarboxylase (gene pisd). The record is from RefSeq and is a predicted model, not a curated record. Gene Ontology annotation, biological process: phosphatidylethanolamine biosynthetic process. Gene Ontology annotation, molecular function: phosphatidylserine decarboxylase activity. Lineage: Eukaryota; Metazoa; Chordata; Actinopteri; Gadiformes; Gadidae. Gene Ontology annotation, cellular component: mitochondrion.
UACUGUCAACUGGCCAAAUCUUAAUGAAAAGCAAUGGACGUUUCUGUUAUAUACGAGGUUACGUUAUUGAAAAAGUUUGCGCAGUCGAGAAAUAGCGCGUAAUUUGAGUGAGAAAAUGAGGUAAUUUGAGUGAGUAAAGCGUUUGCUUCACGCUUCUUCGGUCCAAGUAUGUUAAUGUUUCAAUAUUGUGUGAUUUAUAUUUUCUACUUUCAAUUGCUAUGAAGGUGUCACCUCCAACGUAGUCUCGCAAAGCCAGACCAAACUACAGCAAGUACCUCCAACGCGAUAGCUAACUGCGGAUACAGGUCAUUGUUGACAUCGCUUCUGAUUGGUCACCUUCACUCAGGCUUCUGAUUGGUCACCUCACGCUGACACAAUCCAACAUGGCGGCGCCCGUGCGGCAGCUUUCUCGUUCUUCGGAUAUUCUGCUUAAAAGGAGCCAACUUAUUUGGAAAGGAACCCAGCGUCUUCUUUCAAACGGAAGAGCCCCUGCUCCCCACUUCCUGCAGGCCCGCUCCCGACUCCUCCCCCUGCUGGUUUUCUCAGGUACUGGCUACCUUGGUUAUGACCAAUAUGGCCGUUACCAGGACCGACGAUUGGCAGAGCUUGGGAUAGAGGCUCCGCCCCCUCUUGCCAGCGAUAAUCAGGUGGCGUUGUACCGCAGCAUCCCCACUCGGCUGGUGUCGCGGGCGUGGGGUCGUCUGAAUCGUGUUGCUCCAGCAUGGCUCAGGAAGCCAGUCUAUAGGCUCUAUAUCUGGACCUUUGGCGUCAACAUGAAGGAGGCGGAGGUGGAGGAUCUGGCUUCUUAUCGUAACCUGGGAGAGUUCUUCAGACGACCGCUGAAACCCCACACUAGACCUGUCUGUCCCUCUAGCUGUGUGAUCAGCCCAGCCGAUGGGCGUGUCCUCCAUUGUGGGCGCGUCGUGAACGGAGAGCUGGAGCAGGUGAAGGGUGUUACCUACAAGCUGCAUGACUUCCUUGGACCAAUCACCUGGGGCUCCACCCCAAACACAGGAGGCCACGACCCCUCUAUGCCAGACCCGGCGGCCUUCGAGGAACAACUCCUGUGUAGCCCUGGCAACCAGCUGUACCACUGCGUGGUGUACCUGGCCCCCGGCGACUACCACCGCUUCCACUCCCCCGCCGACUGGACCAUCGAGCACCGCCGACACUUCCCCGGUCCACUGCUGUCGGUGAGUCCCAGCGUGGCCAGGCGUGUGCGCUCGCUGUUCUGUGUAAACGAGCGUGUGGCGCUAGCCGGCCGCUGGCAGCACGGCUUCUUCUCAUUGGUUGCCGUGGGAGCCACCAACGUAGGCUCCAUACGCAUCUACUGUGACCAGGAGCUGCAGACCAACACACCUCGCUACACCACCGGCUCCUACAACGACCGCAGCUACACCAGCCCGUUGGCCGCCUCCCCCUCCAGCCCGCUGGCCGCCUCCCCCUCCAGCCCGCUGGCCGCCUCCCAGGAGGAGCUGCCGGGGAUAGGCUUGGCGUUGAGGAAGGGGGAGCCUCUAGGAGAGUUUAACCUUGGCUCCACUGUGGUCCUUCUCUUCGAAGCUCCGCCCGACUUCUCCUUCUCCUUGAGACCGGGCCAGCCAAUCCGCUUCGGCCAACCCCUUGGCAGCCUGUGAUUGGUUGGGAAGUAACACGCACCAACAAAACGUCUAACAACUCUCUUAAUUUCCCCGGACGUUAAUUAAGUCCAUCUUCUUCUUUGGGUUUGGCUUAGUUUGUUUCUACUUUACAACAUAUUUAAAUACCAAUCUGCUGCAAGUACACCGAUAUAAAUACCGAUCUGCAAGUACAAUGUAUUUCAAUACUGAUCGGCUCUCAGAACACGUUCAUUUUUACCUCUUCCGAAGAUGAUGGUCGAAUUCUUUGUUAAAUGUUUUAUUUCUGUUGUUCUCUGUGUUGACAUAAUUCACCUCAAUGUCAAUUGUGAUUCAAUCACAAGGCUAUAAUUUUGGUGGACUGUUAGUCAUUAAUAAUGUUUUCAUGAAUGCCAAAAAUAUCCAUGAAUAAUUAUGACUAAUUUUUCUUUUUUUAUCCCAAAAUUGUGUUUAGUUUAUUUAGUUUAAGUUAAAAUCUAUUUGUUUGUGAAAUAUGAAUAUGUAAAUACAUACAAUAAAAACUUGUUGGGGCCGUGUCCACCGAGCUGUUUUCUCUGAGAGCCGGCAUCUUUUAUAAUUUGUGGCCGCGUAAGACAAAGAGCAAUCGAUGUUUACUGCACAGCCAAUCCGCACCCCCUCCCUCCCCAACUCACCCAUACAACAUGGGA